ACGCAGCAAACUCCCGUGGACAGAAGCGUCAACCCUACCAGGACCGGCUUCUAUAUCCUCAAACAUCGCUUUCAAUGGCGCAAAUAGUAAGACAUACCGAAAAAAAUGUCUGUGAUAAGGUCUGCAACGAGACCAGGCGAAACAAAAAGGAUCAAACCCGUUGAAACGACGACACGCUACCGGCCUGCUCCUCCCAACCGAAUGCACCAGAACUGCAGAAUUCCUUAUACAAAUGCGCAUCAACGAAUAUCAACCGUCACAUAUACCAACAUAUUCCAGACCUUCAUAUGGACAAAAAACGUGAGGAACAACCGUAGAAAAGAAAAUGACAAAUGAAUGCCUCCGGGCCGUUUAAGCCGGGGACUUGUUGGCACCAGCUCCGUUGCGACGAGAGUGGCCAUCCUCGCCCACAGUCAAUCCUCCAAGACCGGUGGAGAGAA
Aspergillus fijiensis CBS 313.89 is the source of this 440-nucleotide messenger RNA. RefSeq lists its product as uncharacterized. NCBI's taxonomy places the organism in Eukaryota, Fungi, Ascomycota, Eurotiomycetes, Eurotiales, Aspergillaceae. Bases 106 to 336 code for a protein of 76 amino acids. The record is from RefSeq and is a predicted model, not a curated record. The transcript has a single exon.